Messenger RNA from Dicrocoelium dendriticum, 600 nucleotides. Lineage: Eukaryota; Metazoa; Platyhelminthes; Trematoda; Plagiorchiida; Dicrocoeliidae. The record is from the annotation of a GenBank genome assembly.
AUGGACCACUCAAAAGCGCAAUCGGCCAAUAAUGGAGUUCAGGCGUCUUCUGCUGCUAAACAACAACCCAAACAGAUAAGCACCUCUAGUCCAGCUUCCACAGGUUCAUCACCGAUUUUGCUGAGGCGUCAUAAGCUCAUGGUCUUCCACGUACCAAGGUCAAAAGAUGAAAACCCUGAUAUACGUUAUGCUCGCGAGGUUGAGUUCUUUCAGGGUCUCAUCGAUAGACUCUUGGAUGUGGGCGAAGCCAGUGUGACGAUACAACAAGUGAUUCGACUUGACCAGAAAACUAAUCAGUCAUGUCGACCUCUGAGAAUCACCUCUGCAAAUCACAAUAUGUCGCAGCUCAUACUGUCUCGUCUGUCAGGGCUGAAAGGCAUAAACGUUCACAUCCACCGAGACUUGGAACCCGAAGACAGGGAUUGUUUGAAGACUUCGGUCAUUAAGCUCAAACGCCGUACUGAAGAAGGUGAAACUGAUUUACAAAUUGUAAAGUUUCACGUGAUCAAGAAGGAUGUACGAACCGUAUCAACCGGUUGCUCAACCUCCAGUCACACCCCGAGGUACUUCCCAAGACCUCCAUGUGGCAUUCGCCAACGU